AUGGCCAAAUGGUUUUCCCAAAAACCUAGCAGCGUCUAGGGUGUCGGCGGCCGAGGAUUGGGAGCUGGAUUGCAAGCAAGGCGCCAGCGAAUCGACACUGGAAGUGAGUGGAUUGCUUGAUUUUGGCGAGGAAAUCUCGCGUUGCGACGUCUUUUCUCGAGAUUCUGGCAUGGUGUAGGAAUUCUUCUCGUCGCGGCUCUUAGCUCAGAUUUCCGGGAGAAGCAGGCACAUUUUAGUUCGUGUACAGAUCUAGAGGAUCCCCGGGCUUGGUGUACAGUACCAGUGGCACAGAUUUGUACAAAACCAUGGACAGGAUAGGUGAUAGAAAGGUUGUAAAUGAGAGGAGGAUCGAGGAGGAACAACAGGAUUUAGGAUCGUUUCCUGCAAAUGAUGGCCGCUUUGAUGCCUCCCAGUACGCGUUUUUUGGACGAGACGUGACUCAAGAUGUUGAGCUUGGAGGAUUAGACGAUGACGAUGACGAAGACAUUGGUCAUCUUCAUGAGAUUGAGGAUGAUGUUUACUCGUCCACUGCCAGUAGAGCAGAGAUAGGAGCGUUCGAUGUCUCAUCUGAAGUGGAGGACGUUGGCGAACUUACGAGCUCCUUUUUGAAGCUAAAUGCGAUUGAUUCUGGCGACAGAUUUCGAAGUCAACUGGAUGAGGUUGGAAUUACGGAAAAAGAUGUUCACGACUUUCCCGUCGAUGUGACUUGGGCCGGAAACGAGUACGAGAGGAAUCAGUGGGCUCAGUCGAGACAAAGCUCACAGCAAACAAUAGCAGAGUUGCAGCAGAGGACAGAAGAGCUCUAUCAAAGAGCCAGAACUUCGGAUUCUUCGCAGCAAACCAUAGAUGAUCUGCAACAGCGGGCAGAAGAAAUCUAUCAAAGGAUCAGGUCUUCUUCUGAUUCGGGGCAGCAGCAGCAACAAUGGUGGCGUGACGGUGGCUCUAUUCAGCCUCCUGGUUACAAUCUGCCCAAGUCUCACGGCUGGCCUGGACAAGCUCCAGCUUCGUCCUCAGGACCGGUUGUAAAUAGUGCGUUCAAGUCCCAGCAGUUUACGAAUCCUCAAAUGGCACAGGCAAUGAUGGGUCCGUGGUUACAGUCGAACGUGGCACCGAUUCCUCCAGGCGCUGUUCGACACCCUCUGCCUCAACAAAAUCCUCUCAUGCCGUCCCAAGUGGUGCUACAGCAGUAUCAAAGGUCACAGGGAUAUCCAGCGCCGCCUUCCUUUGCUCAGAUCCAACAGCAGCAGCAGCAGCAACAACAGCAGGCAAUGAGCAUGUCCCAAAAGUCGGACUUAGCAGGCUUGGGGGAUUUCAGAGAUCCCAGGGGAAGGCAGCAGACUCCUCGGGGCUCUCCAGAUAGCUCGUAUGGUUCCAGGAAAAGCUUGGACUCUUCACCUCAGAUGCGAUCCAAGUAUAUGACGACGGACGAGAUCGACACCAUUGUGAGGAUUCAAUGGGCUGCAACGCACGGAAGUGAUCCAUACAUUGACGACUACUACCACCAGGCAAUGCAGUCGAAACAGGCGGGUGGUACGCCGCACGGAAGACGGCAUUUCGCUCCUUCUCAUUUGCGGGAGCUCCCGUCCCACGCACGAACAGCAGCAGAGCCGCAUGCCUUUCUCCAGGUUGACGCGCUAGGGAGGAUUCCUUUCUCGUCGAUUCGCAGGCCACGACCAUUGCUCGACGUAGACGGCGUCAACAGCACGGGUGACAGACUAUUGUCAUCCGACAGUGCUUCAAGUCAGAGACGCUUGGAGCAGGAGCCGAUGUUAGCCGCAAGGAUUGCUGUGGAGGACGGGCUGUGCCUGCUCUUGGACGUCGACGACAUCGACCGCAUGCUGGCCGUCUCUCAGCAUCCCGACGGUGGUGGCCAGUUGCGGCGACGCAGACAAAUGCUGCUGGAAGGACUGGCAGCCUCGCUUCAGCUGGUCGAUCCUUUGGCUCCAGGCAGUGCGAUGAGAGACUCGAGCGGACGGUUUGGACUGGCUGCCAAGGAUGAUCUGGUGUUCCUGCGGUUGGUCUCGCUCCCCAAAGGCAGGAAGCUCCUCACCAGAUAUCUACGACUGCUCGUCCCGGGAAGCGAGCUCGUUCGCAUCGUCCUCAUGGCAGUUUUCCGGCAUUUGAGGUUCUUAUUCGGCGGCGUCCAGUCCGAUCCAAGCGCUGCGGCUUCGUCCACUGGUCUCGCGAAUGCAGUCGCCGCCACCAUCAAAACCAUGGACUUGCCAUCUCUCAGCGCCUGCCUCGCAGCGGUGGUCUUGGCAUCGGAGCCGCCACCUUUGAGACCGGUAGGAAGCCCGUCCGGCGAUGGAGCCACGGUGGCUCUCCAGGCAGUGCUGGACCGAGCUACGAGCAUCCUGACGGACAGGAACGUCCAGUACCCGCUCCAGAACACGAGCGUGUGGCAGGCUUCGUUCGACGCCUUCUUCGGCCUGCUGUCCAAGUACUGCACCAACAAGUACGAGAGUAUAAUGCACUCGCUGCUCAUGGCGUCGGCCGGGAGCUCGGCGGCCAUCAACGCGGCGGCGGCGGCGGCCAUGACUCGCGAGAUGCCGAUCGAGCUGCUGCGCUCCAGUCUGCCGCACACCAACGAGAACCAGCGCAAGAGGCUGCUGGAGCUCGCGCAGAGGUCGCUGGUGAUGGGAGUGGGCGUUGGCGAUGGGCAUGUCAGUGCCGCCGCGGCGGUGAGAGGCUGAGGUAUGGUCGAUCUCUUCCUUGGUUUCCUUGAUAGCAUUGCGCACUAAUGCCUUGGCGUUCUUUUUUGCUAGAAAACCAUGCACCAGGUGCAAAUAAAAUGUGUCAUUACUCGUUUUAAACACUUGCUGGCACUGAUGUGAUCUUGCACGAACAAUGUGAAUAUUUCGGACCGCAGAGCUGGUGGCUGAUGUCUGAUGUGGACUUCCAGAAUACUGAAUUUGGCUCCACUCCGCUUGAAGCUCAGUAUAAACUAGCGGGCCGAUUUCAAGCGCUGAUGUGAAGGUUGCGCCUUAAGACGAGAUGGAGACGUAUAGCAGCUUGUGUUACUUCGAGAGUCAUGGAAGCAAAUGAGUGAUCACGAUCACAAUUCCAAAAUUUUGAUACAGAUGGUAUUUCCAUAUUUUGAUAAAUAAGAUAUAUUCAGUCCCGUAUUAA
This is a messenger RNA of Selaginella moellendorffii, 3129 nucleotides long. RefSeq names its product protein PAT1 homolog. The transcript is spliced from 6 exons. The coding region runs from base 306 to 2693 and encodes 795 amino acids. The record is from RefSeq and is a predicted model, not a curated record. Gene Ontology annotation, biological process: deadenylation-dependent decapping of nuclear-transcribed mRNA; P-body assembly. NCBI's taxonomy places the organism in Eukaryota, Viridiplantae, Streptophyta, Lycopodiopsida, Selaginellales, Selaginellaceae. Gene Ontology annotation, cellular component: P-body. Gene Ontology annotation, molecular function: RNA binding.